Pocillopora damicornis (cauliflower coral) is the source of this 3332-nucleotide messenger RNA. RefSeq lists its product as uncharacterized. Gene Ontology annotation, molecular function: transmembrane transporter activity. The record is from RefSeq and is a predicted model, not a curated record. Gene Ontology annotation, biological process: nitrogen compound transport. Gene Ontology annotation, cellular component: plasma membrane. Lineage: Eukaryota; Metazoa; Cnidaria; Anthozoa; Scleractinia; Pocilloporidae.
AGACAGCGAAUUCUACGAUGGCCGAGUGGAAAACAUGGAUCACCGCUACCUUUACCUGGAUGUACAUUGGUACCCAAGACGCCUGGGCUGUAUUUAUAAUCGUUCUGUACUUCUCCAAAUACGGCAACAUGAAACUGGGAAAACCGGAUGAAAAACCUGAAUUCAAAGACGCGACCUACUUCACCAUGCUGUUUGCCGCUGGCAUAGGGAUCGGUUUAUUCUACUUCGGAGUGGCUGAACCAGUAUGGCACUACGCACCUGGUAAACAUGGAAACCGCUAUUGGGACAGGUACACUGACAAUCAACGCGCUCAAGACUCCAUCAACUUAACUUUAUUCCACUGGGGAAUUCACGGAUGGAUUGUGUACGUUGUAGUUGGCCUUCUCCUUGCCUUUGUAGGAUACAGACAAGGGCUUCCCAUGACAAUGCGCUCCUGCAUGUACCCCCUCAUAGGUGACAAGAUUUAUGGAUGGAUGGGCGACGCCAUCGACAUAAUAUCAGUGGUUUGUACCAUGUUUGGCGUUUGUACAAGCUUGGGACUGGGUGUUAUGCAGCUCAAUGCCGGUGUCCAUCGCUUAGAAAGUUCAGUAGAGGUCAGCACCUUGAAUCAAAUUAUCAUUAUCUGGUGCGUAACGGCCUGUGCUACCGUCUCGGUCAUCAGUGGACUAAAACUGGGCAUCCGACGCCUAAGCGAGACUUGUUUUGCCUUAGGCGUGUUCAUUAUGAUGCUCGUGUUCUUCUUUGACUCUCCAUGGCACACACUGAACUUGCUCGUCCAGAGCACUGGUUAUUACAUGCAAACUGUUAUCCAACUUGGCUUCCACACCGACGCCUUUGCUCAACUUGGAAAUGCACCUGAUGGCAAGGAAAAUCCUGGGUGGAUGGACGCAUGGACCAUUUUCUACUGGGGAUGGUGGAUUGCUUGGUCACCCUUCGUUGGCAUGUUCAUCGCAAAGAUAUCCAGAGGAAGAACCAUUAGACAGUUCAUCAACGCAACACUCACCGCACCAGUGGCCUUCUCAAUCUUAUGGUUCAGCGUUUUUGGAGGAGCAGGACUUAAAAUGGAAAGAGAUGCUACUCUGGCCAAUAUAACAUGUGACUUACCUAAGGGCGGAACAAACGCUACCGAAUCUCUGAACGGUUUAUUCCGCCUGUCCUGUCGUGAUAAGAAUGACAUGUGGUUCGAUGUAAUGAGCCAAUAUGGAGACAUGGGAAGUUUUCUUUCCGUGCUCUCCUUGAUCGGCAUUGUCCUUUACUUCGUCACAAGCUCUGACAGUGGUUCACUCGUUAUAGACUGCCUGUCAGCCAAUGGCGACCCAAAGCCACCAGUCCUACAACGAGUCUUUUGGGCUCUAACAGAAGGUGCUACAGCCACUGCUCUUCUUUACGUCGGAGAAGAAAAAGCACUGAAUGCCUUGCAAACAGUUUCUAUCGCGUCUGGAGUGCCAUACACAAUCAUGCUCUGCUUUAUGUGCGUGGCACUAUGGCGGGCCGUCAAAGUAGAGGCUGGAGACCUGGAUCCUAACGGUCCACAAUUCACCACUGGACUUCUGGAUGUUUUAAGUAUCCCAACCGUCGAGAGCGUAUGUAAAGUAAUCAUCAGCAUCUUUGCUCCCUGGUACUCCAUGGGAACUGCAGCUGGAAUGGUAGAGAAACCAAAUGGUAGAAAGUGGACCCAUAUGCUGAUCAUGGCGCUACCGUUCUACGCUUGUAUUUCCAUGCUGGUUCUGGAACGCCUCUACGUUUUUUCAGGGAUCUGCUACGUUGGAUGGACUCUGCUUUUUGGUUUCUUCGCCUAUGCUACCGGGGUACGCAACUCGAUCCGCGAGAAAUACGAAAUCAACGGAAACGUAGCUGAAGACUUCUUCGCAGUCAUGGUGUUAUAUCCAUUUGCUGCUUACCAGAUGGAACACCACAUGAAAAACCAUAAGCCGACGAAUCAUAUCCAAAAUGGACACUGUCUACCUGAGUCAUGUUGUAUACCUCUCGGAGAGAUGGAAAAACUAAUGGAUCCAGAUGCUAGAAAAACGGACGUAUAAUGUUUUUAACUCUUAGUAUAGAUAUCAUUUUAUGGGACUUAUAGUAUAAUUAAAAAAUUUUAAUUUAAAGUUCUUGUUCUGUUUAUGAUCAAUUUUAAGGACAAAUAUCAUAAAUUAUAAUCUUCAUAAGACAACAGGAAACGACAACUUUGAGAAGCUUUGCACGGAGAUUGCUAGGGCGCACAAUUUUCCAGCAGCUUGUUGAAUAAUAUGUAAAUAUUUAAUUUUAUUUAAAAUUUUGUAGGUAAAAAUUUUAUUUUUCGCAUGUUUUAACAGUAGCUCCGCUAAUAACACAUGACUGCAAAGUGUUGCAAAGCACAGUAAAGCAUUUUGAUAUGGAGAGUGCGCUGUACAAAUGCAUCAUUUUCGUUAUCUUUAUAUUUAGGACGAUGGUCACCUUUGAUCUUUAAAAAUAAUGCGAUGUAAGUAAAUUUGCACAUCUACAACUAUUAGAGAAUCGGCGACUGCUGUAACCUCAAAAGGUUGCCUAAGCGGCUGAGUAGACAAUUCGAACGCAUAUAGAAUGUGAAGCGAUCUUUAAUGAUUUUAGAAGAUAGCGCUGAGACGUAGGUUGUAUAGGUGGUAUGGUAUGGUAAGGAACUCAGAGAAAAUACAACAGAAACUAAACUGCGUUGCGAAAUGUUACAUUAACCUAACUUAAAAUGAAGCAAUUGCACAGAAAGAUGAAUACGACAACAACGCCAAUAAUACAGACAAAAGUUAAACAUCGUAAAUGCAGAAGAGAUAAAGACUUACUUUGUUCAGCUCCUAAUGAUAGCACAUAACUGACAGCGAUAGCAUCUAAGAACAAACUGAUAUCUAGUAACAAUGAUCGAAAUCCAAUCUCUUAUACACGUCUUUGAACAAACUUAUUAUGUAAUAAUCAUUAACUAACGAAAGGCUGAACAAAACGAUAAUAAAGAGUUUACUAACUAAGCGUUUGGAAACUAACAACUGCAUCAACUGAAGUGACAUUUUGAAUUAACGAUUCAAUGACUGUUUAUAGUAAUAUUUAUGGAAAUGAAACCUACCUGGCUGACAUGUCCAAGGCUGCCAGUUUCGAGGGUUAGAGUAGACUAUAGAUUAUCACUUUUUGGUUAACGGUACGUUAACCAGGUUACAAAUGUACUGGAUACCGCCGAACUUUCACUCAAGUGUUAUCAGUAAUUUCGCCCAAAAGGAAAUGAAUGAAGGGGAAUCUCACUUUAUGUACAUGUACUUGAAAUUCGUACCCUUAUCAGCGUAAAAAUGUUCGUUGAUAGCCCUAUAAUGGAGUAAAUGAAGGGAAAUUCG